Messenger RNA from Monomorium pharaonis (pharaoh ant), 17708 nucleotides. RefSeq lists its product as uncharacterized. Bases 5507 to 6832 code for a protein of 441 amino acids. Lineage: Eukaryota; Metazoa; Arthropoda; Insecta; Hymenoptera; Formicidae. The record is from RefSeq and is a predicted model, not a curated record. Gene Ontology annotation, cellular component: axon; dendrite; neuronal cell body. The transcript is spliced from 4 exons. Gene Ontology annotation, biological process: sensory perception of taste.
CAUUGUAUUAUAAUUUGCAAAGAACCAAUUUUUUUCAAUUUAAUAUAAAUAAUAUCCUUUGAAAAGUUAAAUGAUGAAAAUUUAUUUUUCAGUUUGUCAGUGUUAUCUCCGCUUAUCUAAUAAUCCUUAUUCAAUUUUAUCGACCAUUCGAAGAACAUUCGGACAAAUUUGUCAAAGUAAAUUAUACUCAACUACCAAAAAUAGUGUUAUCGGAAUACAGAUUACAUGGUUCUCAAUCUGUAUUAUUUCGCGAGAUGAAUACAUCUCAGGUUCUGAUAGAAUAAACAGAUUAGUCAAAGCCUAGUUGAAGUAAUUUUAUCGAUAAAAAUUUAUACAUUAUCAAAUUACAAUAUAUUUUAACGUAUUUAACUAUAUUUAUUUGAACGUAUGGGACUACCCCUUAAAGGGUUAACGAAUUCCAUAUUUGAGCAUGAUAUAUCAAAAAUGAUGGUGAAUCUUUCGAAUUAUAGCAAUUGGCAAUGGAUAAACAAUAAAUGAUUCAUCAUAAGAGGUUACAAAACAAUAUACACAAUUAUCUUUUUAGCCUAAGCUUAAAUUAAUCUAUCAAAGUCUAAGUCGCCUCUAGCUAAUUCAGUCCUAUUCUUCUUUUUUUUACAUUUAAUCACGUAUAUCUUACGGCUCUAUUUAUCUUAUUACUUCUCCCCUUCCCUUUUUCGCUUUCUCUUUUUUCUCAUUAUCCUGUCUAUCCUAUAGAGUCUGUAGGAGGAAGUCUGUAACAGUCCAUAGAUCGAAAUAAGAAUUUUGAACCUUCUUGCAAGAAAGAAAGAAAAAAUGUAUGUGUAAUGAGAGAAAGAACCUUAACGGGACGUAACAGUUCACACAAGUUUAGCAUGUAUUUAACUCAACGUUAAUAAUUAAAAAAAUAUAUAUAAUAUAUCGCAUUUAAAAUUUUAGGAGCGCAACUUAAUUCUCGUCUUUUUUAUAAAAAAUAUACAAUACGUAAACAUUUACCCCGUAAGGAAUCAUGGGCCAUCUUAUACAAACAGUGAAAGAAAUACGGCCAUAGUAUUUAUUUAAAAAAACAGAAAAGAAAAUAAACGAUAAUCAUACAUUACAAUUUACAUAUCUUUGUUACGUAUCUAACAUUAUUUGUAACAACUCAAUUGUAAUUCGACGUUGUGGCAACUUUUAACAAACACAUGAAAAACUUUGCAGGUAGUCAAAAGUAAAAGCGUGAUAAUUAUAUGGAAAAAGAUGGAAAAAAGGAGAAAGAGGAAGAGAGAAAGACAGACAGAGGGAAAGAGAGAAAGAGAGAGAAUAUUUGAGAUAUGGACUAAUUCUAAAAGGAUUUUUUUCAAAUAUAUUGAACAAUGUAAACUAGACUUGUUCAUAAUUUCGACGCAGUAUUUUGCGACAACUUUUGACAAAAUUUAGACAGAGUAGAAGACAUUAUAUGUUGUUGCUCGGUAUGACGCGCGGCCGCGCGAAUCAGCUGGUCCAACUGAUUGAUAAUAUCGAUCUGCUGGUCCAGCUGACUCGCGCGGCCGGGCAUCAUACCGGACAACGCAUUCAAUACUAUGAAUUCCUAUAUAUCUUGAUGUUUAGAUAUACACAAAAUCCGUCUAAUUAUAUCUAUUCGUUAAAAAAUUUGUCUGAAAUACAUCUAGUAUUUAUUCAUCUCGUUCAACUUUUGUCAAGUUGACCCAGAGGACUUAUUGAUACAAUAAAUUUUACGCAAAUUAAUCAUUACCACGUUGUGAUCACCCCUUGUAAAGUGAACUAGCCCGCAUACGUCAUGCGCGCACAUACUGUUAUCCCCGUUUUCAACAUAGUUAUUUUCGUUUCUACGUUCCAUAUGUCAGUUUCAUCCCCAUGAUAUCGAGCGGAAUCGCAAUAAGAAACUUACUACUUGAAUAGCAAGUUGACAUUAUUUUAAUAUUAAAAUAACGUAUUUAAUAACACUUUCACAAGUCAAAUUAACUAGCUACUUGGGUAUCAAUAUACAUCUAACGGAUCAAUACAUUAUUAAUUUACGUUAAGCUUGUUGGAGCACACAAUAUAUGAGAGAUAAGGAACAGAAUAAAUAUUUUAUUGUGAUCAAGAAUCAAGAGAAUCCACGAUGUAUGUGAAUGACUUACUAUAAGGACGAGCUUGUGGCAUUGACGUUCCAAGUACGUAAAUUAUUUUUCUUAUUCAUAUUAGCACUUAAAGCGCUAAUUGAGCAAUUUUCAUUUAUUUAUCCUAUUUGAUUUAUUUAAUUUAUUAAAAAUGUGUUAUGUUUAUGGGGAGGGGCAGCUAAUAACACACUAUCUAAUAUUGCAGAAGUGUAGAUAGAAGUCAUAUGCCAUUCUUUGUCGUUACGUGAAAUAUUAGAAUUCACGACGUGCUUGCUUGUCAGAAUAUUUUGCUUUUAAAACUUUGCCAUUUUUUUUUAAUAUUCUGAAUCACGAGGAUUUUCAAUAUGAUUAAUAAUCAUUUGCAAAACGUCAAUUACAAAAAGAACGAGGAGGAAAUGGAGGAACAGGUCGAAGUGCAAGUGGAAGACAAUUUGCCUUCGAUAGAAUACAUUUUAUGUCCAAUAACGUAUAUCUCCUGGUUCUUGGGAGUCGGCAUCGCACAUCCGCGCCAAUACUGCUUCAAGGAUUUCACAAUAGCCUUACGUACAAUUCAUUUGGCUUUGUGUUUUUCGAGUACGACAGCCGAUAUAAUAAUAAGUUAUCUCAAAACUGGUCAUUUCAAAUCCCGAAUUCACUUAUUCCUAUUUAUUCAACUUCACAUUAUUUAUACAAAUCAUUAUAAUCUACGUAUCUACGCAUUACUUAAUUUAUCAAGUAAUUAGGCAAUACGACGAAUGGCCAAAGCUAAUGGACAAAAUCAAAGAGCUUGAUCAAAAGAUCAGGACGGAAACACUUAUAAAUAACCGACCAAUAAAAUGUGUGGAAGCGCUAGCAAUUCUAGCAACAUUCGCUUGGAUAAUUUUGUUUCCGACUGUGUGCAUUACCAUAGACGACUAUUAUAAAGAAAAAGAUUUUGAUUUCUAUAAGAAUGGCUUCAUGUAUUUUUUCAUGUCAGGUCUAUCCCUGAUCAACAGCUUUGUCUUCGACAUUGUCGUCUACGUGCUGUAUAACAGAUUGCAAACGGUAAAUAAAUUAAUCGGACAAUUAAAUCAGUUAUCCGAUACGCCGUUGGUCGCGCAGAAGAUCAGACGCAUCCGAGAAAUGCAUAAUGGUACGUUUUUCUAAAUAUAAUUUCUCGCAUUGUUGUAAUCUAAGUAUAGAUAUAGCUUAAGAUACAGUGUAAUACAAUUUAUAAAGAGAUUGUAAUAAUAAUAAUACCAAGAUGUAAUCAAAUCGUAAUAUUGGUUAUUAGGUAUCUAUGACCUCGUCAACAUGGUAGACGGAAUUUACGACCUUAACCUCCUCCACUGUUUUAUGAACUGUAUCAUCCCGACCAUGUUUACAAUACACGCAUGUUACAUUAACAACAAGGAAAUUGGCAGUGUUUCUACAUAUUUAAUUAGUUUAACGUUUAUGUAUAACAUAAAUUUUUUUCUGAUGUGUUGGACUUGUACGUUUACUGGUAAGGAAUUCGAAAAGACCAGGACAAUUAUACACGCAAUUGUACUGAAUUACAAAUCUGUGGAUCUUGAUGAACUAAACAGAACAAUACAAUCGAAUCUAAAUGUGCGAACGUCACUGAAAGUUUCGGAUAGUGAGCAAAAUUCUAAUUGGAGUAGCAGUCCCAACCUGAACAUUGGCGUCAUAAAACGUCUUUCACGCAAAAGCUCAGUCCGUGAUGACUGUGUCAGAAAUGAGAUCAAGAAUUUUUUGAUUGAACUGCAAGAUCGUCGAAUAUUAGUUACACGGUUUGACUUAUGCAAACUAAAACAUUCUAUAUUUUUUACUUUUUCUGGAACAAUUUCUGUUUAUUUAUUCUUCUUCAUUCGAUACUAUAAACAAUACAAAGAUCUAAACGAGAACUUAGUCCAGAACUUAGUACCACACUAAGAGUUGGUUAAAUAAAACAAUAUAUGUCCGGUCGGUUGACACUUGGGCGACUUGAUAUCCAUGCGCGACCACUACUACGCUGUAAUUGCAUAAAAAUCCAUGUGUACACGAAAUAUUAGUACAGCAUAAUCAGCCUUGAUCGGUCAAUAAAAAACAUUGAAGCAUCAGAAAUUCUGACAACAUUCGUUUUAUGCCCUUUGUUUCUGAUUCGCCACAUUCCUGAUCCUCGGUCUGUAUUAUUAUUUUAUAAAUAUGAAAUACAUAUUUGCAUUCGAUUUGAUUUAUUAAAUAUUAACGUAGUCAUUUAUAGUGUCAACAGCUUUGUAUUCGAUAUUGUCACCUAUACUAUAUCGCAUAAAUUAACCAAUUGGCUUGAAUGAGCGACUCUGUAGUUUGCGCGUAAGAUUAAAUGCAUCAGAGAAUUGCAUAACGGUAAAUUCUUUGUAUUUCUGAAUAAUAGCUUUUGCAUUGUUGUUAACAUGUCUCAAAAUGUAGUUUAGUGCUAUGAAAAGAUUACAAUAAUAUUAAGACAUAAACUAUUUGCAGGUAUUCUGAUCUGGUAGCAUUCUAAUGUCAGAAUUGCAACACUAAUAUGCUGUUUUUAUUCUUAUGUGAAACAUGUAUCAUCAAAAUGGCCGUUAAUGCCAAAAUAGCCAUUGUCGAUAAUAUAGAGUUAUUCGUGCACGUUACAAUAUUUCAUAUGCAUCUUUUUUAUAAAUUUGGACAUUUUAUUAUGAAAAAAUGUUGGAUCUGAAUAUUUGAUAUCUGAUUUUACAUGUGUAGAAAAAAUGUAUUAAAAAUAUUCUAAUUACAAUGUCUCGCAAAGGAAUAAAAAAAAAAUUAAAAAACUGCUCCAAUAUUGAGUUUUCGGAUUACCAUAUUGAAUACGCCAUUUUGAGAUUUUUAGAUACGAUCGAGACUUACUCAAGAGAUAUACAUCAUUUUGAGGAUUAAGAACAAUUAUCCAACUUGAAUUCUACUAAAUAGUAAUAAAAAACUUGAGAUUUUGAGUAGGCAUACGUAACAUAUAAUUUAAAUAUUUUAAUUAUUGUAAUAAUAAAAAGCUAUUUUUUACUAUUGCAGCACACCCAUCUUUUUAAGAUAAAAAUUGUAUUUACAUUUUUAAUUUUCUUAAUUGGCUCGUUUUAUUAAUCAUUAUCCCUUGUUAUUACUAUAUCUCUUGUUAUAUCCUUUGCAUUAUUAUUACAUCUUGUUAUAUGUUUGCUCUUGUAUCAAGCUUAUUAACUAUUUCAUUAAAUGUAUUUAAUUAAUUUCAUUAAUGUAUUUAAUUUAUUAAAACCGCUUAUGUGAAGAGCAGCUGACAUACACUCUCAUAUUACCGAGGUAAUACGUCGUUCUCUAUUCCGCGUGAAACACCAGAGAGAAUUCACCACGCGCUCGCUUGUCAGAGUGUUCUACUUCUAAAAAGACUUUGCUACUUUUUUUUUUCAAAAUAUUCCGCAUCACGAGAAAUUUCAAUAUAAUUAACAAUCAUACUCGUUUACAAAACGUCGAUUAGCAAAUAAUACGAAGAGGAAAUGGAGGAACAGUUCCAUGUGCAAGUGAAAGACAAUUCGCCUUCGAUAGAGCACAUUCUACGUCCAAUAUCGUACACCUCUUGGCUCCUGGGGGUCGGCGUUGCACGUCCACGAAAGUGUCCUAAGUUUGUCACGAUAAUCCUACGUAUAAUUCAAUUGGUUGUGUGUUCCAUUAGCAUAAUCUGCGGCAUGAUGGAUGCCUUAAUUUUCACUCUUAAAAGUGACAUAUUUGAAUACAUACAUUGCGUAAAUAAAGUGUUGUGUUAUGUAUCAACGUAUUACUAUGUUUGUCACGGUAUCAGGCAGUACGACAAGUGGCCGAAGCUGAUGGACAAAAUAAAGAAGCUUGACCAGAAGAUCAGAAGAGAAACACUCAUGAAUAACCGGUCUAUAAAAAUCGUCGAGGCGUUAGCAAUUCUCGCGACGUUUAUUUGCUGUCCUUUAGCCUUGAUCGUGUACGCCUUAUAUUAUUCCUUUACAUAUCCAGAAGAGGUUUUCGUGUCCGACUUGCUGAUGCACUACAUAAUAGCCCAGUCGUUAGUCAACAGCUUCGUCUUCGACGUUGUUAUCUAUGUGCUGUAUCAUAGAUUCCAAACGAUAAAUAAAUUGAUUGGUCAGUUGGACGUGCUAUCUAAUGGGCCAUGGAUCGCGCUCAAAAUUAGACGUAUCAGAGAACUGCAUACCGGUACAUGUGAUCUCGUCGUCAUGGUAAACGAUAUUUAUAGCCUUUCUUUCCUCUUCUGCUCGGCAAACUGCUUCACCAUGGUCCUGGCUACACUAUUCAAAAUUUACGUUAUUGUUGUAGAGAAAAAUUAUGCGUUUAUAGUGUUAAACAAUAUACUUUUCAUUGUAUAUCUCGCGCAGUUCGGUCUGCUGUGCUGGAUUUGCACGCUCGCGCGUCGAGAAUCCGACAGAACCGGGAGAAUUAUAUACGAAGUUAUGUUAAAUUGUAAACCUGUAAAUCUUGAUAAACUGGACGUAACAGGGAAUCAAUCGAGUAUAGAAAUACGACCGCCAUUGGAAGACCAGGAGAGUGAGCCAAAUUCUAAAUGGAGUAGCAGUCAUAAUCUGAGUUAUGUCGCCAUGGAAAAUUUGCUACACAAAAAUCUGGGCCAAGACUAUGUCAGAAACGAGAUCAAUGAUUUUUCGAUUCAACUGCAACAGCAUCGAAUAGCAUUUACAGCCUGCGAUUUCUUCGAGAUAAACAAUGCUCUUUUCAGUAGAUUCGUCGGUGUCAUCGCUACUUAUCUAAUAAUCUUCAUUCAAUUUUAUCAACAACCUGAUCUGGACAGCAGCCUUUUCCAACAUAUUUUGAAAAUCUUUUAAGAUCCAGCAGUGUCAAAUUUUUUUUUCAAAUUGAAAGGUAUCAAUUAUAAUUUUUUUUUUUUUAAUUUCCAUACUUUCCAUACAGCGUGUAAUAAUAUUAUCUUAAGUGUCUCCCGCGUAUCGAGCUUGUGAAAUUAAACCGAGAGACUAACACCGAGUAAAAAGUGUAUUGCAAAUGUUCCGCGAUUAUAUAGGCAGAAUAUAUUGUCUCGGAAAGCGAGGUGGCGAUACGUGACGCGCAACUAAUUGCCGCUGAAUUAGGUUUGCGUAGCGGCGCGUCCCCGAUACAAUAUAACUCACUGACAUACAUUGAUUUAAUUAGCAAUUAAAACUUUACGAAAGCACCAAACCGCGGAAAGGAGUGUACGUUAUGUGGAUAUACAUGCGUGUCUUCUGUUUUCAAUCUCGUAAAUGUUACACAGCGCUGUUGAUUAUUCUGAUACGCGAUCCGAUGCAAUACAUACUGUGACUUAUACUGUAAAUUUAAUAAUCAAUUAUAUUAUCAAUUGAAAUUCUCUAAUUAAAAAUUGUCAUUGAUUUAAAUAUUUCAUCUGCAUUUUCUAUAAAAAUGUUAAUCUUGCUAACACGCAUUUACAAAAUUUGAGAAAAUGAAGGUGUGCACCGCGCUGCACUGUUACAAUCAGAUUUGUACCCAUUUAUUAAGGUCUUCGUUUUGCCCGGAAUUAGCUUCCUCUUUUCUCUUUCCUCUUUCUUACUUAUUCGCCGAAUUAAGAUUCAUCGGCAACGUUUGCAACGCGACGUGUCUGUCUUGUCUCCCCGACACGGUGGCGAUCUCUCGGAGAUUGGCUCCCGCCGUUUCAGCAGGAAAAUUCGCAGUCCGACAAUCGUUGAAUUCGCAUCCCCCGCAAUACUGCAUGCUGCGGCCGGGCAGUUGCAGUGGGUUGUUUUCCUUGCAACCCCCUCCUCCCGCGUCGGGGUAUCCAGUCCUGGCAUUCCGCAGACCCGGCUGUAACACGCUCGUACGAUCGUUGUCGAGGAAAUGAAUUUUCUUCAACAAGGAUUCUCGGGGCUCCCUUACGUUUCUUAGGUGAAAGACCGCGUAGGGGUAGCGAGGGAGAGACGGACUCCCCCGCUUCCCAAGUUUGGCUACCUCCCGUUCCAUUUUCGGUUGUCUAGCAACGAGAUAAUAGGUGGAGAGAAAAACGUAAUGGGCCAAACGGGCGAACGUUUACGUUUAUUACGGGCGUAAAAUUUUGUACGAGAGGAGAGAGGGUGAGUCCUCGUUGCGGGGUAAAAGCCAUCUUCCGCAAAUUUCAAUGAGUGCCAUCCGGCGUUGAUAAUGAAAUUACGGCGGUCGUAAAUCGCUGUGUACUUUUGUUUUUGGAAAAACAAUUUCUCAAUUAGCUCUCUUUCGACGUGUCGUAAUUAUCAAAACUCACUGUUGCAGGUCGGAGUUCACGCGUGUCUCGAUUUGACACUCGAUCGAUCAGCCCGUGAACGUGAUGCAAAGAUAAAGAAGUGAGGGGAAUCGCGAUGAUUGCAUCACAAUGUGUAAAUCGUCGGAGAAACCUCUAGUUCGGGCAAUCUUUGCGAUAUAUUUAUGAGACAAAUUUAUGGUUUGUACUUGGCAAGAUCCGGAGCGUUCGUUCCCCUUUAACUCUCUUCCGUGGAGUCACUCUCUUGAGUCUCGUAUAAGGGAAAAGCUCGUAAAUCAAGGGUUCUAUGUAACCGCGUUCUAUAUAACGUUCGAACUGGUCGAUGAUCGCAAUUUUUAAAAUUUUAUAUUACACGACAUAAUUAAAUGUCACGAUACAUUUUUAUCGAAUGUUGUUACACAUCACCCAUUCGCGUCUCUUGGAAUUUUUUCAUAAAAAUUCUGGUAAAAGGCGGAAUUUUAAUUUAAAAUAACUUCAUUGCUAAAUACAUCUGAUAUUAAAAAUUAAAGAAUAAUCUUUUAAUUAAUAAAUUAUUGAUUUUGAAAUAUUUAUAAAAGACGCCCUUCUUAAAAUAUACAAUAUUUUAAGUAAUAGAGAUAAGGUAUGUUAUAUUAAAAAUGUAUAAUUAAUUUUAAAUUUACAGACGCAAUUAAUAACCCACACUUAUCGUGAGAAUAAUGCUGACAAUUUGUCAUGGGAAUUAAUGGCGUGCGACAGACCUGGGCGAACUUGUCGCAAUGCACUUUUUAGUGCAAUAGUGAUGAUGCGUCAAAAACGCGUCGUAUCGUUUGGAUUCACCUCCGAGACGUUGGUUUCUUCGUCUCGAGUGACGCCAGAUAAGAGGGAGAUAUAUUCCUGGAAGGAGUCCGAUGUCGUUUCUCUCUCGGUUUUUCCUUCUUUAAACGAUUCCCUUUGAACGGGGCUGGCAUGAAUAUUUAUGGCCUCAUGAAUAUUUACGAUACUCCAAGGUACGCGUGUAUGCUGGGACGUUGUUAUAACGUAUGUACGUAUACGCGUAUUGGCCGGAAAAUGGGAAAUACUUCGGGGUCCUCGUGACAAUGCCCAAGAUUAAUACGUUCGUUCGCAAAUGCGGUGUCGCGCGAUUGACGAAAUGCUAAUCGCUUUAUCUUACACUUGCGAUCUCAUAGUCUUCUCGUUCCUCCCCCUCUCCCCCGAUCAGUUAUUUACUUUAAGCGAUUUAUUCGAUAAAGCAAAAAAAAGGCAGGAAGUUAAAGUCACGUUCGAGAGACAUUCAUUUUUCUGUCAAUCCGAGUAUCUGUACUUGUCGAUCAUAACUGAUAUUUCUACUUUAAAUUGCGACAAGCUUAAUGAUGGUUUCCUGCCAAUUUUAAUAAUACCGGAAAAUUUUGUAAUAGAUUUUUGUUUGAAAACUAUAGAUAUUCGACAUACAUAUGUCCAAUAUUUUAUUCCCUAGAAAAAAAUUUACUUAUCCGUGGAAAGUAAUAUAAUCUGAUGUUGCUUCAUUGACUUUGCUUAACAAUUUAAUCAUUAUGUACAUCGCACGUUAAUUAACCGUGUAUUUCUGCGGAAGUUUUUGAAUAAAGUAGCAGGUAGUUAUGGUGUUCGGGCGAAAUGAGAAUUCCAGGGAAAGUACAAUGUUUUAGUACUAUUAUCUUCGUGAUUUACUUACUCAUGUUUCAGAGAAUCUGCAGUACUAUUUUCAGGCUAAGUAGAGAAACAUAAAUUUCCUCUCCGAGUAGUUGCCGCUUGGCAUUUACACCGUUCUGGUUUUCUUCCUCGUUACUCCGCUCGCGGAAGAUCGUAUUUCAUCGGGACGAUAACAACACAAGAUUAAUAAUUUAGGAAUUUCAUAUCAAAAAGCGAUACAACCCGCAUCGAUUCCGAUUAAAUAACAAAGUCAAUUUCCGAUUUUCGCAUAAUAAGAACGUAAAGUCGACGUCUCAAAGCGCGCGGCAUUUUAUUUUUUAUGUCUAGCAUUUGCGAGAUUUUUUUAUAGAUUCAUUUUUUUCAGCAUUCAGGAAAUCAAAUUCCUUGGGAGGAAGCCAAAACUCCAUCGACUGUGUCGAAAUUUUGAUAAUAGGCUUCUAACUCCGCAGGAGCGAGGUAUUUACCUCCAGUGAAGCAUUCUCGUGCUUAUCGUUCGCUCUGUGCGAGGAAAAAGUAUCGAAACGCGAAAUAUUACAACUAUAAAACGCCACGGUACGUUUACUCAACAGUAUUACAACUCCUGAGCGUACCAAUUGGUUCUUCAAUCAUUUCAAUUUCCCGGCGAACGUUUCUUUCGCAACACCCCGGCGAAAUUAAUUUUUCCACUCCGUCUACGUCGAGUAUAAUAACAUUCAUUAAAUAUAUCAGAUUCGCGUAGACACAGGAAAAAAAAGGAUAUUUUGACAAUACUUUUAGUUUCAAAAUGAAAAUCUUGAAAUAAGAUUAUAUUGCGUUAAAUCAAAAAAAUUUACUUGAAUAAAGAUUUAUUUUAAGAUUUUAUAUAGUUUAAUCAAGAAAAUUAUAGUUUUGUUAUUUAAGAAUAAUUUUCUUGAAUGGAAAUAAAAAAAAUGUUAGAUAGAAAGUACUGGAUGUUCAAAUCGAAUUAUAAUUUUUUAAGAAUAAAAUUAUCAAAAUAAUAAUACUAUAUUUUUGAAAUAGCAAUUAUAGUAUUGAAAUAAGGCCAUAAUAUUGUUGAUAUUCAAGAUUUUCAAAUUCUUCUAAGAAGAUUACAUAUUGUUGCGUAUAUUGAAACAAUGAAUGCGUUCAUAUAAAUAUAUAAGAGUUAUUUAACAUUUGCUUCUUUUCUGUGCACUUUUUAAACAAAUGCCCGAGGAUGCACUUAAAAAUAUAAUUUUGCUACGUGAUAAUUACGACAUAUAAUUAUACAACUUUUUACUCAUUUUACGUAGUGUAUUCAUUUAAUAUUGCAUUAUUUUAUGGCAAACUUUUGUUCAUCGCAUUGCGUAUUUAAUUUAAGUAGUUUUAAUACUAACAUCACAAAAUUCGCUCGUCAAUUAUUAUCAUCAUUGUAUAUUAAUUCGCCGGUAUGGAAACCGUAAAUACAGAUCCCUUUGAACGUUUCAAAUCGUCGUGUUUGAGAUAUUAGGCAACUACCUCACACAUCAUGGAUCUUAAUAUUCUAGUGGGUAAUGAUAGAGAUUCACAUACGGCUGAUUACGAGGCUGUCCCUUUGACCCUGCGAGAGAGACGUUCUUAAUCAUGGAAAGCAAUGUUGCCUACACAUUCGAUUAAAUAGUUUGAUCCGAGCAUACUGGUACAUAUAUGCGUAGAUUUCCGUUUAAUGGUCUUUAUGAAGGUAGCUAUCUAUCAUCUAUUGGAUGCCCUGUCAAAUCUAGACACGAGUUGUCUGGAUUGUUGAGGGAUGCAAAUUGUUUCGGAAUGAAAGUCACGCAAUUCCGCGAUCGUAGUAAUAAUCCCAUUAUAUUUUGCGCAAUAUCGUAAAUUGCCUCCUUGCUCUUUGCAUGAUUGAUCGGGCGAGGUAAAAUCAUCGGGACCGGCUGAAUUACUCGUCGUAAAGUUCCAUUUAGAGGAAACGAAGAGACGCGACUUGAGCUUUUUACAAGGCGCGGCUCGUCGAAAAUUCAGGGCGAGUUUCAUCAGAUCGAGUCUCGAUAUUGUUGCGUCGGUUGCGUCUAUUCGCAAACGAUUUUAUCCAAAAAUGAAUCCGGGGAGGGCGUUUCGCACGAAUUUUCGCGCGAAGGAAGAGUACCUCGUCCCUCGACAUUCAGAGCGCGCGCGCGGAUUUCUGUUCUACCGCGGCAACGACUGUGGUGGGUGGUCGGUCUUGCGGUUUAUUCGAGCGGAAACAUCGCGUUCAAUCGUGGUGGAACGCUUCGAAGAGAUUCGGUCCGAUCUCUUCCCCUUAUCCUUUGCAGUAUCUCCUUUUGCUAUUUGUCUGAGGGAAGGGAAAGAGACAGGGAGGGCGAAAGGGGUGAAAGGCACGAACGAAUCUCGCGAGCUUCCGCGCGCGGAAUAUCCCGAGCGUCUUUUCGCGAGCCGCCGCCGCAGCUUCCACGGGAAAGUUGCAAAGUGCGGCGAAACGAGGGCGAAUGCUAAAUUUUCGCGAAAAGCUCCGUCGGGCUGUUACAAGAAGGCACGGCGAGUAUGCGCCGCGUUUCUUGUUGAGUCUCGACGAGAGAUAAAUUGCAGGUCCCUACAACCCCGUCCAAAAGGAAAAGACCCGCGCUUUAAUAAACCGGUCGAUCUUCGCGAAUUAAGAGGCGAGGUUAAUUUUGAAUCCGUUGAGUCGUAAUAAACAUCGCGGAUGCCGGGUCGCUGGCGAAAUAUUUUAAUAAUUACCGGCACGCUUUUAAAUUUAGUACAGCGAAAAGAUUAAAUACCACAGUUUCGAAUUUGAAAAAAAGUUUAUUAUUUGUUAACUAUUAAUUGUUAGAUAAGUAGACCCGCCGGAAUUCGUAUUUGCAAGCUCACCCUUACUUUUGGCCAAGCCUGUAUUCGCAGUCACGUCUGCUCUCGCUUUCCCCCUGAAUAUACUUAUUGUUUCUCCCGCUGCAACAAAUUCACGGAAUACUCGUCGCAAAUCGAGUUAAUAUUGGGGAAGCAACUUGCGUCGGCGUUCGCGCUUAAUCCAAUCAUCUCCACCUACGUAACUUACGUAUAGUGUCGCGCGUAUAUAGAGCACUACGUCAGAUCUACGUCGCUCUCUAUAUAAAUUUAACGGAAUGCGUUAUCGAUAGAUUGUAUCUCAUAUCAAUUCCGAUUCUGUCGAACGCGCGCGUUUCACGCGCGGCGCGGCAGCGGGAGGCAGGGAUUCACAUUGUUCUCCGCUUUUCCGACAUCGUAACGCGAUUAUGGCUUCCAAGGCGAGGAAAAUCGCGGACCUUGAGGUCCCGGAAUCCCGAAUCAAGGGGUCUCUCAGGAUAAUCCCGAGGAAUUCCGGGGCGCUUCGGGAUCAGGUGGCGCGCGGCUGCGCGCGGGCUACACGCGUAUAUACGUACAACGAAAUCCCAUCGUCUCCGGGCGCGCUCACGAUAAGCCGGGGCGCCUCUCCUCAUCAGCAUGAUAAAUAAACGCGAAAGUAAAUACAAGUGUACCGCGACUAGUGAAUAGAUCCCCCUUAGAUCGAGAUAAGCGCGCCCGGAGUACACUUAUCUGUCGCCGGCUACAUAAUCUCCGUCUCCUCGUCCUCCGGACAAGCUCAAAGUUUCUCCACGUGCGCGCGCGAGAGAAAAAGCGGGCGAGAUAGAGAGAGAAAGAGAGGAGGGAGUGAGGGGAUAAAGAGAAAGAGCAGGUAUCGUUAUCAUAGAAAUCGCGAUAUUACGCGGCAUAUGGCCGCGCUGUAUUAGCAGUAAGCAGGGAAAGAGCGCACUCCGGAUUUCAUCGUUUUCAUCUUUCUCCAUCGUUCCCGUGCUCAUAUCACUCCCGCGCCUCCCCCGCCAGCCCCUUUCAGCCCCGUCGACUUUCCCCGCGUGUCCCGAACACCUUUUUUACAUCUCCUCACCCCUUACCUCUCCGCCCUAACGGCGGCGGCUCUUUUGUCGGGAAUUUAUCCACUCGGAUAUCGGCCGUGUGUCCUCGUAACUCUUGGAUUUUUUGUCGUUUUUCUUCCACCCCCCUCCCUCCCUCCCUCCCCUCCCCGUCGUCGCUUCUUUUUUCCUGUCUCUUUUUCAUCCGUUUGCCGUCACCCCGUCAGAGGGGUUUGAAGGUUCGAUCUUUGACCAUUCGCCGUCUUUCCGGUUUUAUGUUUCAACGUUUCAGACAUUUCAGAUUCAAGAGCUUCCACGGUCGAUCGUUGCCGCGAUUCAAAGCCCGUGCUUUCUUCUAUUUUUUAUACCCUCCCCUCUGCCCUCCCUCAGGCUACGGUAGAUUACACUUUGCAUUUUUUUCAUCGUAAUGUCCCGCAUCGGCGAACCUCGUUUUCCUUCUCCGUUGUACGAGCGGUGAAAACUUUCUGAUUCAGCAUGAAUAACAAACACCCAAUAAUUUUUUAGCUUUUUACAUCAAAUCCUUCCAAUGCGUUUUGUAUUAAAAGAAAACGGGUCAAAAUAAACUGUUUUGUUCCCCGGAGUGGCAAAUCAAAAAGAUUAUUUGUUUUUUGUACUUUUCGAACUGUUGAAUUUGAUUUAGAUUAUUUUUUUAAUUUGUCAGAAAAGUAUGAAAAUCAGAAUAUAAAGCUAUUAAAUAUUUAAUACCGUAAAUUACAAUUGUUGAGCUUUACGAAUGUAUUAAUUCUUAUUUUCUUGUCUAGUGAAAUAAUGCCUUCAUCUUUAUCAAGCUUAAGUUCUGCUUGUGAUAAAAAAAAUUAAAACAUUAAUAUUUCAAAUUAAGGUAUAUUAUCGAUCAGAAUUAUUUUAAAUCUUAAUUAUGCCACCUGAAAGCAUGGUUGUUUAUUUCAAGAAUGCUUUCAUAUCUUAUAUUUUAUUGUAAUAUUUUACUGUUGAAAAUAGUAAAAACCGCGCAAAAUAUUUUUAAACAUCAAAGUCCGUUUUGACUAAAUGCGUCUUUUUCAUCUAAUUUGUGUUGUUAAAUAUCAAUUUCACUUAAUAUUAUUUGUAUUAAUAUAAUUUUACUCUUUUAUCAACAUACCGUUUUUGUAUAGCUUAUUAUAUUUAAUAUACUGAUUUUAAUAUUUUUUUCAACAAAUUAAAAAUGUUUUUAAGUCAGAUUCAACGGUUUAAAAGCCAUAAAAAAUAUAUCGUUUUCACUUAUCGCUCCAGGGAGUAAAGUUGUUCUAUUUUAUGCAUCCUUCUUUAUUUAUAUAAAGAAUGUGAAAUAUUAAAUAAUAUAAAAUGUUAAAUUUCUUUACGUUAAAGAAUAUUUAAUUGCGUAGUAUAAUAUUUUAUAAAAUUUUAUCGUAUAUAAGAUAUCCUUAUUAUUGCGUUUAUGAAAAGGUUAAUAAUGUAAAAAAAAAAAGGAAAACUGCUUCAGAAACUCGGAGAAAAUUCAAAGAGUUAAUAGGUGCAAAUUGUAAUCUCACGUCUUCGUUUCCACAGUUGGUUAUACGCAGCUUCCUCGGGUUCCAUCUUGUCGAACUUUUCUUUCGUCGGUCUUGCUUCCGCGGCCCACGGUAGAAAUUUAUCCACUUACUUAUCUGACGUACUGAAGCACCAAGGGGAAUAUCUUUCUUGUGUGUAGCCCCGGUCGAAAAUUCAAUCUUUGACUAUGUUCGACAUCUUUACUACUUCAAAAGGCCCUCUCUAUUUUCGUCGAAAAUUCGCAUGGGUAUUAUAUUAAGGUAAGAAAAAGAGUAUGCUUUUUCGCAGAAUGAAUAUUAUAUCACGAGAAAAUUUAAUUUGACUUACUUUUAUAUUAAUCUUAUCAAUUUUGCAACAUCUUCGCGACGAGUUAUUCUUCAUAAUUAUUUUAUUAAUUAGCAUCUAUAUUUGCCCGCAACACAUCAUUUUUUUUUACAAAAAAAACAAUUAUUAUUAUUUAUUAAUUUCCAUAAAAGUUUGUUACAUAAGCUGUUAAGAAAUUAAGCUUUUUAAAUUUUAUUUCCUCUACGUUUUCUUUCUGACAUUUAGAUUCUCCUUAAUUUAUGACACUCCCUUGCAACGGCAACAUUUCAUAAUGUCGUCAUACAGAUUUUGAGAGAUUUUUGCAAGACACUUCGCAAAGUCUGUCGUUAAAUUUAGCCUCUCAUCCAGCUCCUUGCCAGAUUUUAAUGCAGCCGCCGAGAAAUCAGUUCGAGAUGUAUCGAGGCUGAAGCCCAGCGUGACUUGCGAGCUGGCUUCCCUUUGAUAUCGCUUUUCCUCCACCUUUCCUACCUACCCCCUCCGUCGCUCGCCUUUCUUCUGCGGCGUAAGCUUUUUACUCGCAAAAUUCUCGUCGUGCAGGAUGAGUCUGGAGGUUAUCUACUGUCGAUUGACCGAUUCUGGCAGCACGCCAAAUCCUUUUGGCCGUCCUUACGCGGCCUAACAUCUCCCUUUAUCUAUCACCCCUCUUCUCUCUUCCUCUCUCGUCCUUCUUCCGUUUUUCGCACCUUUUUCAUGCCAUUCUCAUUUCUUUUUCGAUUCCGAACCGUACCACCGUUACUUCACUGGCGUCUUUUCUUUUCUUCCUUUAUCGUUCCGAUGUGCUCUCUUUGUCGCCAUGCGCUGUAUUUGACGGAUGCUUUCUUGCUUCCCCUGUCUUUCUCUUCUAUCUUUGUAUUCUAUUCUCUUGUGUGUAAUUUUGUCUCGAGAGUCUUCUGUACACUUUGCUCUCAUUCUCAAAACGCUUUGCUUUUAAAUGUCUCUGUAAGUUUGUGAGUUAGACGUUGCGGUUCGUAUUUUUGUCGAAAACAAUCCAUUAAAAUCAGUUUUAAUAAUUUAUUGAUUUAUUACAAUUAUUUUUAUAUAUAAAAUUAAUUUACAGUUUGAGAGAAGAUAAAAUAUUUUAACAUUCCACAUUUUAAAUAAAGUAUAUAGAUUUUAUUAUUAUUUGUCCUACAAAUUGUUAACUUUUUUAAUUGUUAAUUUUAAUAAUGUAUCAUAAUUUACACACGUCGAUAAUUUAAGAAGAUUGCAAUUUUUGGAAUAAAAUAAGUUUUACUUUUGCAAUUAACCGACAAUGUUUUUGUCAAUGUCAGUUAGUCACUUGAGAUAAAUAAUUAUGUACUUGUUACCAAUAUUAGUUUUGAUUUAUGAAAUUAAAUAAAAUAUUAUAAUUUAGUAUGAAGACAUCGUCGAUUAUCAAUUCGCGAUCCAGCUAGAUCAUCAUAUAUACGAGCAUGCAUUUUGCUCGUCCUAUUCAUAUCGUGAAGCAUAUAACAGAUGACUAUUAUCAAUCAACUGAGCAUAGUAGCGUGAUGAUAACAUACAUAAAACACAAUUACACGUCACUUUCUUUACUAAUAGUAUAUCGUUCCAGAUUCCCCAAGCGCUAUAACUCGAACAAAAAUUUGCAGAUGUCUUUUCAAUUUCAGAAAAUAAUUAUUGAUACAUAAAAAAUCGCUUAUUUCAAAUAAAGUAUUACAAAACUCAGUGUUAGUUACUUAAAAUUUUUUCCGUAAUUAAAAUUCUAAUCACUAAUAAAUUACUAUUAACAAGAAUGCAAAACCAUUUCAGAAAAAUAGCAAUCGAAAAGGAAAUCAGUUUGUAGGAAUACUUGCUAUCACUUUUUUUUCUGAUUCUUGUAUUCGUUUUUCUUUUCUAGAUCGAACGAUUCGAUUUUAAUGUAUCGGCAGAAGAUCGUAAUAUCGGUAUUGAAGUACCCGCUGGAAAUUCUGUCUCAUCAUUACCGGAGGUAAGCGAUCUAACGGACCUUGCUUCUGCACGUCGGCGAUCGUUCUUCGGCUCUCUCGUCGUCUGCGAUCUAAAUUUCUUUCCUCCAUCCACGUUUCACAUUACUGCCGUCUGGAUGGUCUCACGAAGAAAGAACUCGGGCUAGACUCAUCUACUUCUUUUUUUUUUUUACUCAUCGCUCAAAGCCACGAGGAUGCUCUGACAGAAUCUGCCGGUCAGGAUGCAUCGAUAAGAGCUUUUCACGUAGCUUUUCGUAAUUCUCAGCCGGUGUCGUUUAUCUUUUGCAACUUGUUUAUGGCUGCG